Molecule: messenger RNA, 2469 nt
Organism: Arabidopsis thaliana (thale cress)
Lineage: Eukaryota; Viridiplantae; Streptophyta; Magnoliopsida; Brassicales; Brassicaceae
Gene: FWA
Product: FLOWERING WAGENINGEN
Exons: 10
Coding region: 187-2247 (686 amino acids)
Cellular component (GO): nucleus
Molecular function (GO): lipid binding; DNA binding
Source: RefSeq, marked reviewed
CGCCGCUCUAGGGUUUUUGCUUUUCGCCAUUGGUCCAAGUGCUAUUUGGUUGUUUAAGCCAAAUAUCAGAUCUUGCGCCGCUCUUUAUCCCAUUCAACAUUCAUACGAGCACCGCUUUACGGUUUUUGCUUUUCGACAUUGGUCGAAGUGCUAUUUGGUUGUUUAAGGUUAUUGCAUUGAGGGAAAAUGAAUGGACAAGGUGAUUUGGAUGCGGUUGGAAACAUUCCAAAACCAGGUGAAGCUGAAGGCGAUGAGAUUGAUAUGAUUAAUGAUAUGUCUGGUGUUAAUGAUCAAGAUGGUGGAAGGAUGAGAAGAACCCAUAGGCGCACUGCUUAUCAAACUCAAGAACUUGAAAAUUUCUACAUGGAAAAUCCUCAUCCCACUGAAGAACAGAGGUACGAGCUUGGACAAAGGCUUAAUAUGGGUGUCAAUCAAGUCAAGAAUUGGUUCCAGAAUAAAAGAAAUCUCGAGAAGAUCAAUAAUGACCACCUUGAGAAUGUAACUCUUAGAGAAGAGCAUGACAGAUUGCUAGCAACUCAGGAUCAGCUUAGAAGCGCAAUGCUACGUAGUUUAUGCAACAUUUGUGGUAAGGCAACUAAUUGUGGAGACACUGAAUAUGAGGUGCAAAAACUUAUGGCUGAGAAUGCUAACUUGGAGCGGGAGAUAGACCAGUUCAAUUCCAGAUACCUUUCUCAUCCCAAACAAAGGAUGGUCAGUACAUCCGAACAGGCGCCUUCUUCUUCCUCUAAUCCAGGAAUAAAUGCAACACCAGUACUUGAUUUUAGUGGUGGAACUAGGACGUCUGAGAAGGAGACAUCAAUUUUUCUGAAUCUUGCCAUUACGGCUUUGAGAGAGUUGAUUACAUUGGGAGAAGUGGACUGUCCAUUUUGGAUGAUAGAUCCAAUCGUUAGAUCCAAAGGAGUAUCAAAGAUCUAUGAGAAGUAUAGAAGUUCUUUCAACAAUGUCACAAAACCUCCCGGGCAAAUUGUGGAGGCUUCAAGAGCUAAAGGUUUAGUUCCCAUGACUUGCGUGACUCUGGUCAAGACUCUUAUGGACACAGGCAAAUGGGUCAACGUGUUUGCACCUAUAGUCCCUGUGGCAUCAACCCAUAAAGUGCUAUCUACCGGUUCUGGUGGAACCAAAAGUGGCUCACUCCAACAGAUUCAAGCAGAAUUUCAAGUAAUUUCUCCGCUGGUACCAAAGAGAAAAGUAACGUUUAUUAGAUACUGCAAAGAGAUCAGACAGGGCUUAUGGGUGGUCGUCGACGUUACUCCUACUCAAAAUCCGACUUUGCUGCCCUAUGGUUGUUCUAAGAGGCUACCCUCAGGCCUUAUCAUAGACGACCUGUCCAAUGGGUACUCCCAGGUUACAUGGAUUGAACAAGCGGAAUAUAAUGAGAGUCACAUCCACCAACUCUACCAGCCUUUGAUUGGCUAUGGGAUCGGGCUAGGUGCAAAGAGAUGGCUCGCGACGCUGCAGAGACACUGCGAAAGCCUCUCGACCCUUUCAUCUACCAACUUGACUGAAAUUAGUCCAGGAUUGUCUGCAAAAGGUGCAACUGAAAUAGUGAAGCUAGCACAGCGAAUGACUCUCAACUACUACAGAGGUAUUACGAGUCCUUCGGUGGACAAGUGGCAGAAAAUUCAGGUGGAGAAUGUGGCACAAAACAUGAGUUUCAUGAUCCGAAAGAACGUGAAUGAGCCUGGUGAGCUAACUGGGAUUGUGCUGAGUGCAUCCACUUCUGUUUGGCUCCCAGUGAACCAGCAUACACUCUUUGCUUUCAUUAGCCACCUGAGUUUCAGACACGAGUGGGAUAUCUUGACCAAUGAUACUACCAUGGAAGAAACAAUCCGGAUUCAAAAAGCAAAACGCCAUGGAAACAUCAUCUCUCUUCUGAAAAUCGUUAAUAAUGGUAUGCUGGUUCUGCAAGAGAUUUGGAAUGAUGCAUCAGGUGCAAUGGUGGUGUAUGCACCAGUGGAAACCAAUUCUAUUGAGCUGGUCAAGAGAGGUGAAAAUUCAGAUUCUGUGAAGUUUCUUCCUUCGGGAUUUUCGAUAGUGCCAGAUGGAGUAAAUGGGUCAUAUCAUAGAGGCAAUACUGGUGGAGGAUGUCUACUGACAUUUGGACUUCAGAUCUUGGUGGGCAUCAAUCCAACUGCUGCACUCAUUCAAGGUACUGUCAAAAGUGUCGAGACACUCAUGGCUCAUACUAUUGUCAAGAUCAAAUCCGCGUUAGAUUUACAGACGUAACCAUCAGCAGCUCCAGUUUCCGUUGUUCCGCAAGAAAUUCGACAUUGGCUUGUGCCCUAGUUUGCUUUUCCAACCAAGACUCUUCUGGAUUAACUUUUUUAUGCGUUUGUUGAUCUGUUUGCUGGAUAUUUCUUGCUUCCUUUCUUCUUUCCUUUUCUGAAACUCUCAAAUUGUUACAAACCAGAAUUAAUAGAGAGUUAGAACAAUAUAUUUCGUAUUCAA